CUCCCAUUGACCCUCUGAAUGCCGUCCCGCUUGGUCACUGUGUGACUCUCGCACAGUCCCGUAUGCUGCAGCAAUCGUACACCGUAUACCCGUCUGCCUCCUGAUACCGUCUCUUCUUCGCAAGACUCCCGGGUUCACCUGCGGAGCACUCGGAGAAGAGAUGUUGAAUAAUGGGUCGGUCCCGGCGCCUCAAUUAAACGUCUCUACAUCAUCGAGAACAAAAACCACCUUCCACUUCCUUGCAGGUCUCUCCUCCGGCCUCACCUCUUCCAUACUCCUACAGCCUGCGGACCUCCUCAAAACCCGUGUCCAACAGUCUCAACAAACCGCAGCGCUCCUACCUACUCUGAAAGCCAUUCUUUCUUCCCCUCAUCCCAUCCGCGGCCUAUGGCGUGGAACAUUACCGUCAGCCAUCCGGACAGGUUUCGGAUCGGCACUAUAUUUUACGAGUCUCAAUGCCCUUCGUCAAGGCUUGGCGCGUGCUGAGACAACGAGUGCUAGCCGGUCAUCCGCGCUUCCGAAGCUCUCGAAUACAGCAAAUCUAGCCACCGGUGCCGUGGCCAGGGUUGCUGCGGGCUUCGUCAUGAUGCCUGUUACGGUUAUCAAGGUACGCUAUGAGUCGGAUUUUUAUGCAUAUCGCAGCCUCUAUGGCGCUACGCGUGAUAUUGUUAGCACAGAGGGCAUCCGUGGUCUUUUCUCCGGAUUCGGUGCAACUGCCGUGAGAGAUGCACCGUAUGCAGGACUCUAUGUCCUCUUCUACGAGCAAUUAAAGCACCAUGUCGCCCUCCUUGGAGGUUCGAUGUCUUCCACGUCAAUAAACUUUACUUCUGGUGCCUUGGGGGCUGGUUUUGCUACUGCCAUAACCAAUCCAUUUGAUGCCGUCAAGACUCGGUUGCAGCUCAUGCCUGGAAAAUACGGCAAUAUGCUGCGUGCCGUCAGAUUGAUGGUACAAGAAGAUGGAGUUCGAAGCCUCUUUGGUGGUUUGGGGCUUCGCAUGGCUAGAAAGGCUAUGAGCACCGCCCUGGCUUGGACGGUGUAUGAGGAACUUGUUCUGCGUGCUGAGAAACGCUGGGCGAGCAAAAGCCAAAUGGGUCUGUGA
This is a messenger RNA of Monascus purpureus, 1099 nucleotides long. The record is from the annotation of a GenBank genome assembly. Lineage: Eukaryota; Fungi; Ascomycota; Eurotiomycetes; Eurotiales; Aspergillaceae.